Cuscuta epithymum is the source of this 1129-nucleotide messenger RNA. The record is from the annotation of a GenBank genome assembly. Lineage: Eukaryota; Viridiplantae; Streptophyta; Magnoliopsida; Solanales; Convolvulaceae.
CGCCGGCGGUACAAUUUUCAGGCCCAACGUUCGUCGGGUCCCCUGGUGUGACAUCCUCUGUUUCAACAACUCGACUCGCCCCUCCUGAUGUCUCGGAUACACCCAUGGCAGAUUUGGCACAAACCUCGUCUCAUGUGGCCACUAAUGUUACGAACAUCGUUACUACAAAGCUGCAGAAUGUUGAGGAUUACAGUACGUGGCGCACUCAGUUCGAGUCUUUUCUUGUGUCUCAAAGUCUUCUGGGCAUGGUGGAUGGCUCGAUUCAGGCGUUGGUUCGAGUUUUGUGUCAUUUGGAGUCAAAAUCAGGAAUUUAGAGUUCGGCACUGGCGCUUGAGGAAAAUCGGGAUGAUUCGAGAUGCAUUCGAGAGUGGAUUGAGAGCUUUGGAGGUCACCGGGAGGUUCACGAUGAAGAUUUGAUGACAAAAGAGCUCUAGGAUUGGUGGCUAUAGAAUCAAAAGAAGAUGAAUGAAGCUGGAAAACGACGAUCAGGAUGACCUUUGGUCAAUCGUUCAAGCAUAUCUCUUUGUAUAAGCAUCCAAAUGACACGAUUCAAGUUGUAUAUGAAAGCCAACUUCAAGGGCUACAAAUCAUAUGAAGACAUCGUUCCGAGAAUCGGAGAGGAUCAAGGUGAAAACAGAUGAUGAAGUCAGAUGAUCUCUGCUGCGAUUUCAGAAUGACACCUUCCACCAUUUUGGUCAUAUCUCUUGAUUGGAUGAUUCAAAUCACAUUCGGCAAGUUGGGGUGGAUAGAGGACUUCAUUAUAUACAACUUUGAUGAAGGAAGUUUUGUCAAAAUCGGACUAGAAAAAAGGCUGAAGAGCACGGACGCACGACCGUGCGUAAAAGGACGCACGAUCGUGCGUAAGAGCCAUCAACGCGUCAACUAAUCUGCCUGCUACGCACGAUUGUGCGUGGCAAGGUACGCACGAUCGUGCGUACACCCGAGACGCGGAUUUCAGCCCUUUUUUAGUCCCAGUUCAGCCCAAACUCAUCUGUUUUCUAUAAAUAAUACCCCCAUACCCAUAUUUUGAUGUUACGAACAUUACGGAGAGGCCUAGGGACGAAUUUAACACCGUUUUUACGCUAGUUUCUUCCAAGACCCUGGGAUUAUUUGUAAGUUCAUCUUUUUA